CGCGAUCGUUGGAUUAAGCUAAUACUAUUGGUAGCAAUCAUGGCUGAUUAUACCGCUACCGGCCCCCCGGGCGCUGCCACCAACGGCUCAAACAUGAACGGCAAUGGCGAUGCUAACUUCGCCCCUCCGGCGCCCAUGCCCGCUUCGAACGAAGCAGCCAAGACUUUGUGGAUGGGUGAGAUGGAGGGCUGGAUGGAUGAAACUUUCAUCAAGAACGUUUGCCAGACCGUUCUCAACGAGGAUGUGCAAGUCAAGGUUAUCCGUGAUCGCAACUCCGGCAAUGCCGGAUAUUGUUUCGUCGAAUUUGCGACCCCCGAGGCGGCCCACAAGGCUUUGAAUCUCAAUGGAACACCGGUGCCCAACUCCACCCGGGUUUUCAAGCUUAACUGGGCGUCUGGCGGCGGUCUUGUGGAUAGACGCGACGACCGAGGGCCAGAAUUUAGCAUCUUUGUUGGCGACCUCGGCCCCGAGGUAAACGAGUUUGUUUUAGUCUCCCUCUUUCAAACUCGGUUCCCGUCGUGCAAGUCCGCGAAGAUCAUGACCGACGCGAUGACUGGUCAAUCCCGUGGGUACGGGUUCGUCCGGUUCGGCGAGGAAUCGGACCAGCAGCGUGCGCUGGUUGAGAUGCAGGGUGUUUACUGCGGCAACCGCCCGAUGCGCAUCUCGACGGCCACCCCGAAGACUCGCUCGCAUCAGUAUGGCGGCCACGCCCAAGGCCAAGCCCAAGGCGGUAAUCAAAUGAUGCCGGCCGUCCCUGGUCAUCCUGCCCCCAUGUGGGGAAAUCCCGCCUUCUACGGGCAAGGCGCUCCGUUCAACCCCAUGCAGCCCAUGAACCAGUUCACGGACCCCAACAACACCACCGUGUUCGUUGGUGGCCUAUCUGGCUACGUCACUGAGGAUGAGCUUCGCUCGUUCUUCCAUGGAUUUGGGGAGAUUACCUACGUCAAAAUCCCUCCCGGCAAAGGCUGCGGUUUCGUGCAGUUCGUCCAUCGCCAUGCCGCCGAGAUGGCCAUCAAUCAGAUGCAGGGUUACCCCAUCGGAAACUCGCGCGUCCGCCUCUCCUGGGGUCGUUCCCAGAACAACUCGGGUGUCGGCACCCCCUACCGCCCGGCUCCGCCCCCUCCCCAUUACAUGGGCGGCGGCAUGCCUCCCCACGGCGGUCCUCCUGGUCCUGGUGGCCCCUACGGCGGUCCUCCUCCCUUUGGCGGCAACCCCACCCAGGGCCCCCCUCCUGGCCCCAUGGCCUAACUUUCGUUCUGAGCUCAUCAUUAAGUCGUUCUGCGCACGGAGUUCGGGGGGAAAGGUAAAGGUGUAACGGUCUCGGAAAAGCAUCAUCGAGGGGUUGACAGUUUCAAACUUGGCUGCUCUUCUUCCCUGUCCUGGACCUCGUCUGGUUUUCACCAUCUCUUGCUUUGUCUUUCUGGGGCAUUGCUCGGCGUUUUCCGGUACC
Molecule: messenger RNA, 1450 nt
Organism: Chaetomium fimeti
Lineage: Eukaryota; Fungi; Ascomycota; Sordariomycetes; Sordariales; Chaetomiaceae
Exons: 6
Coding region: 40-1248 (402 amino acids)
Biological process (GO): mRNA splice site recognition
Cellular component (GO): cytosol
Molecular function (GO): mRNA binding
Source: RefSeq, a predicted model, not a curated record